CCGUCCGUCCGCGCCGCGCGCCGCCGCCGCCGCCAUGGUGCGCUUCAAGAACAGGUACGUGCUCUGCGAGGUGAUCUCGGAGGACCCGCGGUGCCGGCAGUGCAUCGAGGACCGCGUGCUGGGCCUCGCCGUCAGAGACGCCAUCACACGGGUGCACGGGGAUUACGGCCUGGCGUGCUGCUCCAUCUCCUUCACAGUGAAGUACCUGAACGCCUACACCGGGACGGUGCUGCUGCGCUGCCGCAAGGACUCGUACCGGCUGCUGUGCUCCGCGCUGCCCUUCGUGCGGCACCUGGAGAGCCGCGGGCAGCGCUACCCCUGCUCCCUCAACACCCUGCACGUCGGAGGUCAGCAGCGCCCGGGCGCGGGGGGAGGACGGAGCUUUAAUCACACCGGCCAUGAUGCUGCUCUGGGUACCAUAAGAACAUGUCAGAAAUUCCUGAUUCAGUAUAACAGAACACAGCUGCUGAGGUUGUUGCAAAACUGUACAAAUGAAGAGGAAAGACAAUGUAUACAGAAGUCCUUGUUGAGCUGUUCCCUUACAGAAGAGCAGUCUGAAAGUGGAGAUGAGGAGGAUGACGAUGGCACAGAGACAGACUGAAUGUCACUGGUUACUGUUCACCUCUAUUCUGUGCUUGUUUACUCAUGAUGUGACUGGUUAUCUUCAGUGUUAAGCGGUGCAGGGGACUGGAAAAGCAUUUGUUCAUAUUUAGACUUCAUUCCCCAUUCCAAACGUUUUUAAAUUUACAAAAAAAAUAAAACAUUAUUUCACUUAA
This is a messenger RNA of Melospiza melodia melodia, 776 nucleotides long. RefSeq names its product POP5 homolog, ribonuclease P/MRP subunit (gene POP5). The coding region runs from base 35 to 601 and encodes 188 amino acids. Gene Ontology annotation, molecular function: ribonuclease P RNA binding. Gene Ontology annotation, cellular component: ribonuclease P complex. Gene Ontology annotation, biological process: tRNA 5'-leader removal. The record is from RefSeq and is a predicted model, not a curated record. The transcript has 5 exons. Lineage: Eukaryota; Metazoa; Chordata; Aves; Passeriformes; Passerellidae.